This is a messenger RNA of Sinocyclocheilus grahami, 2394 nucleotides long. Its product is annotated as mitogen-activated protein kinase 14A-like. Gene Ontology annotation, biological process: protein phosphorylation. Gene Ontology annotation, molecular function: ATP binding; MAP kinase activity. The transcript is spliced from 12 exons. The record is from RefSeq and is a predicted model, not a curated record. The coding region runs from base 392 to 1477 and encodes 361 amino acids. NCBI's taxonomy places the organism in Eukaryota, Metazoa, Chordata, Actinopteri, Cypriniformes, Cyprinidae.
AUCAACAAUCUGUGUGUUGCCUUGUUAAAUCCUCCUGUGAAUGUGUACAUGUGUUGCAGGGGGCGCGCUUGGGAACUCUUUUUUUUUUUUUUUUACUGUGACUUUCAUUUGUAGCAGCAGGGAGAGACGCAGACGGGAUAGAGCUCGAAAUCACCGCGACCCGGAACCGAGCAACUUCUCACUCACAUUCCAAGAAUAUAACGGAGCCGCUGGCAUGAACUAAACACACCGAGGUGGUUCGUUCUUUAGUACCCGCGUGCACGCUCGACUUUAUCUGUUGUUUACUUUCCAUUUUUGAUUGUUGCACGAAAUCAACCGCCUUGAAUCACAGGCAGGCAAGCCAGGGAAAGCAGAAGUCUCUCAACUCGCCUCGGGCGCUCGUUCUGCAGGCAUGUCGCAGAAAGAAAGACCCACUUUCUAUCGACAGGAGGUCAACAAGACAAUAUGGGAGGUCCCUGUGCGAUAUCAGAACUUGUCUCCCGUCGGCUCUGGUGCAUACGGAUCUGUAAGCUCUGCAUACGAUGAAAAGACAGGAUUGAAGGUCGCCGUGAAGAAGCUGUCAAGGCCAUUUCAAUCCAUCAUCCAUGCCAAGCGGACCUACAGGGAAUUGCGACUACUCAAGCAUAUGAAACAUGAGAAUGUGAUCGGCCUGCUGGAUGUUUUCACACCUGCCACUAGCCUGGAGGAGUUUAAUGAUGUGUACCUGGUGACUCAUCUAAUGGGUGCUGACCUGAAUAAUAUUGUGAAGUGUCAGAAGCUGACCGACGAUCAUGUUCAGUUCCUUAUUUACCAGAUCCUGCGAGGGCUUAAGUACAUCCAUUCGGCUGACAUAAUUCACAGGGACUUGAAACCCAGUAAUCUGGCAGUAAAUGAAGACUGUGAACUUAAGAUCCUUGACUUUGGUCUGGCUCGACACACAGAUGAUGAGAUGACAGGGUAUGUGGCCACAAGGUGGUACCGUGCUCCAGAGAUCAUGCUUAACUGGAUGCACUACAACAUGACAGUGGACAUUUGGUCAGUGGGCUGCAUCAUGGCUGAGCUGUUGACAGGCAGGACUCUGUUCCCUGGCACAGAUCACAUCGAUCAGUUGAAGCUUAUUAUGCUUCUGGUUGGAACUCCAGGACCUGAGCUGUUAAUGAAAAUAUCAUCGGAGUCUGCUCGUACUUACAUCAACUCACUUCCUCAGAUGGCCAAGAGGAAUUUUGCUGAUGUGUUUAUCGGGGCUAAUCCACAAGCUGUGGACCUUCUAGAAAAGAUGCUGGUUUUGGACACAGAUAAGCGCAUCACAGCGGCGGAGGCUCUGGCUCACCCAUACUUUGCUCAGUACCAUGACCCAGAUGAUGAACCCGAGGCAGAGCCUUUUGACCAGAGCUUUGAGAGCCAAGAGCUUGAUAUCGAAGAGUGGAAACGUCAGACAUAUGAAGAGGUGAUAAGUUUUGAGCCGCCAGUCUUUGACGGAGAUGAAAUGGAAUCUUGACCUUUUCUUCUGGAUGGCAAUCAAACCAACUGUACUACUUCUACAGUAAUGCUGUCAUUUUGCAGUAUUGUAAUCAGCCAGUCAGUAGGAUGUUUGACUGUUUCUUUUCAUAUUUUUAAUGUUGUCUACUGGGCCAAACAGAAGGAAUAGAAGUCAUAGAAAAUAUUAUUUUACACAUUGAAUCUUUUCAAAAGAAUCUGAUGGUAAUAAUAUUAACAACUUUUUUUUGUUUUCCUUAAUGAUUAGUUUUGGUCAGUUCCAUGAUGUUCAUAUAUGACAGUCAUGCAAGUCUACUUGUAAAUGUAAUAUCUCGUAGUAGUAUUUAGUUGUGCUGUUCUUUCUGUGUACAAUGUAUCACAUUUGCAGUACUUUUAAAAUGUUCAGAAAACGUUGUUCAUUUAGUUUCUGUUAAUAUAUAUAUUUUUCCAAUCAAAUAAUGAGCAUUGUAUUUAACGAUUUACAGUAUGUUCCUCAUUAAUCAGUUUUCAUAAAGAUGGAAUUUAUUGGAGGCUCCUUUGAUAGAGCUAGGAUGAAAAAUGUAAAUUGUUGCAUUGGAUAUUGGUGAUAAGUUUAGGUUAUUUGUAAAUAUACAUUUCAUAAAGCUUUUGGAAUCUGUAGCUGUUUUAUUUCUGAUCUUUUUCACAGUGUUUGUGUAUGUUUCAUAGAGAGAGGUUGUGUGUGUGUGAGUGUGUGUGUGUGUCCACCUGAGGUUGCUACUAUGAACCCUAUUCGAUCUGAUUCUGCUUCCAGUAGUUUUUUAAAAUGCUAUUAAUUGAAUGUUGAAAUAUGAAAGCGGAGUAAGAUAUUUAUACUGUUGAGGUGGUAUUUAUGAACCUGAAAAGCUCUCUUCUUUAGCACCUGACAGAAAACAUGGAAUCAAACACCAUUGUUUACUGAAAAUAAAGGCCGAUAUUUUU